Molecule: messenger RNA, 2193 nt
Organism: Mercurialis annua (annual mercury)
Lineage: Eukaryota; Viridiplantae; Streptophyta; Magnoliopsida; Malpighiales; Euphorbiaceae
Exons: 3
Coding region: 1448-2107 (219 amino acids)
Source: RefSeq, a predicted model, not a curated record
GUGUGGCACACUCUCCAAAUUCCAUUCAUAAAAGGGUAUAAUAAUAACGAAACUGAAGUUCAAAGGACCCGUAAACGUCAAAUUGAAAUAGAGGGACUUAUUGAAAAAAAAAGUGAAGAGUAGAGGGACCUGAGGAUGAGUUUGGCCUAUUAUAAAGGCUUAUUUUCAUUCGUCGUCUUAGAUUUUUGGACUUUUUAUCACCGACGUCCCUAAACUUCAUUUUCGGCCUGUAAACCCCCUGAUCUUUAAUUUGACGAUCACAAAAGUCCGUUUGUCCAAAAAUGACUAAAAUACCCCUAAAACAAAUAAUUCAAAAAAAAAAAAACAAAUCCAAUUCUAUCCAACCCAACAUAAUCAAACCUAAAACCAUAACCAAACCUAAAGUUAACCCAUCCACCCGCCGCUCCACCUACCACCGUUACCUCUCCCAACCAUCACUGUUAUCUCACCCACUGCCGCACCACCCAUCUGUUGAAACCCACCCUCCGGAAGCCACCCAUCUGCUGAAACCACCUUCUGGCAGCCAUCCAUCUGCUGAAACCCACCCUCUGGCAGCCAUCCAUCUGCUGAAACCCACCCUCCGGCAGCCACACACCUCCACUCCACCCACCGCUGGGACCCACCCAAUUCUCUUUGGUCUGAGAAGAUGAACCCAUGUUGAACACGGAUUGUGGUGGAUAUUGGAAUACCGGAGGUGGUUUUUGGGGGUGCGUGGCAGCAAACGGGUGGGUGUCGAUUAUAGGUUUGGUUAGGUAAUUUUAAAUUUGGUUAGUUGGUUUUAAAGUUGGUUAGGUAGUUUAUAGGUUUUAUUAGGUGGUUUUAGGUUUGAUUAUGUUGGGUUUGAUUAGAUUGUAAUUUUUUUUGAAUUAUUUAUUUUAGGGGUAUUUUAGUCAUUUUUUGAACAAAAGAACUUUUGUGAUCGUCAAAUCAAAGAUUAGGGGUUUAUAGGCCGAGGCUAAUAAUCAUGGACGGUCCUCGACCUUUGCACUAAGCUUCCCUAAACCCCCUCACCUUUCAAAAGCUUCACUAAACCCCCUGACCUUUAUGGCGGCGCCAUUCAUGGCCCUUCUGAAAAAAAAAAACACAAAAUCGCGGCGCCGCCAACGAUUUAAUCGUUUGCAUGCGUUUUCCUCGCCACCUGUCGACCCACGCGACCUGUCCUCUGUCAGUGGCAACGGUUCCUCCCUCUGACAUGCCGGUUGACUUUUCAAAUUUUAAAAUCAAAAAAAAAAAUUAACCGCCUGAGUUAAUUUUCUCUCUCUUUUUUCACCUUCUGACAUACUCUUUCUUCUUCAUUAUAUUUGUUUUUGAAAUCAGUCUUUUUCUAUUUCCCAUCUCCUCUGACCUAGACGUUUGUCAUCGUCGUUUGGUCUCUCUUCAUUUUGUCUCGUUCUGUAGUUCGCCUGCGUUGCAUUUCGAGGAAGAACAAAUCCGGGCUAAGAAGAUAAUGGGAAAAGAAAAGAUCUUCUUCGGCAGUGAUGAGACGAAAGGGAAGAAACGGCCAGCCCGUACUGUGGAAGUGGAUUCUGAGAUCCUGGAAAUUGUUCUGCACUAUGAUGGAGAAUUUGGAGAAGGUGGUUAUUUGUGGGGCGAGGUGUGUGCAAGAUGUUUUGACAUUUCCCAACUGUCACUGAAUAGACUUGAUUUGUGGGCCAAAAAAUUUGGAGUGAAGGGGCUGGUUAUGUAUUAUUGGAGGCAGCCAGAGUUGGACUAUCAUCGAGGGAUAAAACCUCUUGAACAUGAUAGAGAUGUUGAGGAGAUGGCAAGGGCUGGACUAAAAGAAGGUGUGGUUGAUGUCUACGUUAGGUACUUAACCUCUGAUGAUGUGCAUAAUUUGGUGCCUGAGAGUGGACCCAAGUUAGAAUUGAAAGAAAUUGAAGAAGAUGGUCCAUUUGAGCCAGUUGAAGAUGGUCUAGUGGAGGCAGUUGAAGAUGCUGCAGGAGUUGAAGAAGAUCCAGGUGAUGAAAUAUUGUUGCUAGAGUGGUACGGCACUGAAGAUGAGGGCCAAGUAGAAGCCUUGGAAGUGGAGAUUGCUGCUGCUGAAGGCCCAUCUGAUGUGGCUGAAGGUCCAGAAGAAGGGUGCAACAAAAAACAGAAGAACAAAUAAAAACGGAAGAACAAAUAAAUGUAGCGUUGUUUUGUAUUUCCGGAUAUGUUGUUAUUUUAUUUUAAAACACUUAUAUGUUUUUUAUA